Molecule: messenger RNA, 3055 nt
Organism: Gadus chalcogrammus (walleye pollock)
Lineage: Eukaryota; Metazoa; Chordata; Actinopteri; Gadiformes; Gadidae
Gene: ttyh1
Product: tweety family member 1
Exons: 16
Coding region: 322-2091 (589 amino acids)
Cellular component (GO): plasma membrane; smooth endoplasmic reticulum membrane
Molecular function (GO): volume-sensitive chloride channel activity; intracellularly calcium-gated chloride channel activity
Source: RefSeq, a predicted model, not a curated record
UCUCAGGCUGGGUCUCCAUGCAACACCGCCAUCAACUGCCGUGCUAGUCAGGAUCUUACCCCCAUUCCUAUUUCAUGUCCUGUUUUUCCCAGGAUGCUUUCUUCUACUCACGUACAUCCUGGGCUGACGGUUGGCGGUGUCGCUCUUUGAGUGGGUAGAUAUUUCACCGAACCCCCGGAGGAGAGAGAGAGAGAGAGAGAGCGAGAGAGAGCGAGAGAGAGAGGGAGAGAGAGAGAGAGUCAAGGCGUGCAGCAGCAAGAGGGGACCCUUUCUAGCGCUAACGGCCAAGGGUGGAGGAGCGGGGGGGUUUGAUCCGGGAGCAUGGCUGCCAUGGCGUUGGUCCCCAGCUACAGCCCUUCGCUGUGGGUCCGGGUGUGCCACGCCCUCCCCCGGCUGGACCUGACCAUGGUGAUGAGGGACAACAGCUUCAUCCCCGACAGCUGGGAGUACCAGCAGACUCUGUUGGUUCUGUCCAGCUUGUCAGCCGUCGCCCUCGUUAUCUCCCUCCUGGUGGUCCUCUCCUUCCUCAUACACUACUGCUGCUGUCACCGUGGCGACCGCAGCGAGGGAUCGGAGGAAGAGGAGGAGGAUGAGGAUGCCAGCACCGGUCACGGCUACAGCGGGCGGAAGGGGCGGGGCAUCUGCUGUGUCACAUGGGUGGCGGUGGCGUCUGUCACUCUGUGCUGUGUUGCUAUAGGCGUUGGUUUCUACGGCAACAGCGAGGCUAAUGAUGGGAUGUAUCAGUUGACCUCGUCUCUUCUCACAGCCAAUUAUACUCUCGCUUCUAUCGAUCUGCUGAUUGCAGACACCAUCAGUGGGCUGCAGGUGUCCAUUUCCGGCCCUCUGUCCUCCAUGGAGGAGCUGUUCGCCGGCAGCAAACCCUUUCUGACGUCCACGCGCAACUGCCGCCGGCUAUCGGACAACGUGAUCAACCUGCUGUCCUCCAUCUCCAUGGCCCGCUCCAGUGGGGGUCUGGCCAACGACAGCGCCAGCAUAGGGGCCCCCAUCGCCGCCCUCACCCCGGCCCCCCCGUCUGUCGCCCCCACCAUUUCCCCAGGCGGGGGCAUCAUGCCCAGCCCCUUCUCGCCCGGCUGGGCCGCCAACACCCUGAUGGUCAACGAGGACUACAGGUGGCUGUCCUACGUGCUGCUUCUGCUCCUUGACCUCAUCGUGUGUCUCUUCAUCUUGCUGGGACUGGCCAAGCAGGCUCGCUGGCUACUCAUUCUGAUGACCGUCCUGGCCUGGCUGGCCCUGUUCCUCAGCUGGGGAUCCCUGGGCCUGGAGACUGCCUCUGUAGUGGCUCUCAGUGACUUCUGCACUGACCCGAACACGUUUGUGCUCAACUCCACUCACUUCAACUCUGGGACCAGCUCAGACGUGCUGGAUUACUACCUGACGUGCAGCCGGCGCAUGAACACUCCCUUCCAGCAGCCUCUGACCCAGUCUCAGAGGGCACUGUCCAACAUCCACACCCACCUCUCCAGUCUGGACCGCAAUGCUCUGUCCCAGUUCCCAAAGGCCGAGAAAUCUCUCAGGGAGGUGCAGCAGAUCCUCAACUCCACCGAGGGGAACUUCCACCAGCUGGUGGCCCUCCUCAACUGCCGCGGGCUCAACAAGGACUACAUCGACUCCCUGAAGGGGCUGUGUUACGAUGGGAUGGAGGGCCUGCUCUACCUCUCCCUCUACUCGUUCCUCUCUGCGCUGGCCUUCACCGCCAUCCUCUGCUCCCUCCCUGGGGCCUGGCGCAGCUUUCCCAGUGACUCUGAAGACUACGAGGACUCCGACAGCGAGAGUGAGGACCCCUUCACCUCCCAUCAGGCACGUAGACAGACGACCGCGGGGUCUCAGCGAGGGGCCCUGCCCCCCUUCUAUAAUUACCCGGGGGCCAGCUGGACACCCCCCUUUUCUAGCGCACCGCCCCUCCCGACUCCAAACGUUUCCUCCAAUGGCAACCCUGGCUAUGAGAGCCUGCCGUUGACUGACAGGCAGUCCCCACCCCCCUCUUACUCUCCCAGCAUGCUGACCGGUUACGGGGGCAGUAGUCAAUCGCACCCCAACUCUUCCCAUUCGAGGAACCUGUAUUCACGCUGAUUUUCUUUCCGUCGUUAUUUGAAAAAAGAAAUGUAUAGGAAUAAAAGUUUUAAUUUUUCAUAUGGACACUUUACUGAGAUGAAAAGACGAAAACUAAUCUAAAUAAACAGAAUGCUAGAUGUGAUCUCAAGAUUUGUAACGUCUUUACCAUUUAAAAAAAAAAAAAAAAAAACCUGUAAAAUUAAAUAGCACCUAAAGUCGACAGGACGAGGGGACUGUGCAAAGGCCUUGCAGGGAGCCAAACACAAGAUGGGUAUGGAUGUGCAAAGGUUUAAAUCAUGUCUAUUCUGUAUUCAUCCUGUUCCCUUGUCCAUGUGAACUGUGAAAGUUGUGAAGCCAAUCUGGUAUUGACGUUACUAUGUUGUAGUUUUAUAUUAUUAAAUGUAUCAGAACCACCAAUUUAUUUUCUAUAAAUAUUGUUGUAGAAAAAAAAACACUGGCAUGUAGUGUGAAUGGAUAUGCAGUUCCCUAACUCAGUAUAACUUUUCUUUCUUUGUUUUUUACUUUUUAUAGGUGGCUAUUCUGUAAUUCCCAUGUCCCUGAUACUCUGUACAUUAUUAGUGUCUACAAUAUCUGAAUAAUCAUGAACAUUUGCUCUUACAAACUGGGGUGGGGGGAUGGGGCUUAAGAUGACCCUGCUUUGGGAGCUAGGGAUGGAGAACUACCACUGCCAAUCAGUCUUGAGAGCAGAGGACCACAACCCAAUGCAAUAUGACACCUGCUACUGGUGUCGCAGGAGUCAUACCAUAGCUAGCAAUAAUAGCUCCUGUACAGCAGUGGGUCUCUGACAUCUCUAGAUGUUUCUGUGUAUAUAUAUAUAAAAGGUAUAGUAUGUGGGAGAUUUCAUUCAAUUACCCCUCCUUGCCUCCUGCCCUUGUUAACCCUUGAAUUAAGUUUGUAUGGUAUUAUCAAUGCUCCUUUUGAAUGGCAUCCUUUUACACUCAAGAGUCUAAUAUAAAUAAAA